UCUGCCGCAUCGUCUCCUCCCACUCGUCUUGCUCAGCGUUCACGACCCACACACCAAGGCCAUGCCUCGCUUCUCCUCCACCACGCCCAUGUCGCCACUCCGCCUCCGCCUCCGCCUCCGACUCGGCGCCCGCCACUCCUCCUCCACCUCCCAUUCCUCACGCAGCUGGGAUCCCCACUCCGCCUUCGCCGCCGCCGCGGAGCGUGCGCGCUCUGGCAUCCUCACCCCGGAGGACGCACACCACCUGUUCGACGAAUUGCUCCGGCAGGGCAAUCCUGUCCAGGACCGCCCCUUGAACAAACUUCUCUCCGCCCUCGCCCGUGCUCUGGCGUCCGCGACCUGCAGAAACGGCCCUGCACUCGCGGUCGCCCUCUUCAGCCGCAUAUCCCAAGGUGCCCGCCGACGUGUGGCAGAGCCAACGGCCUGCACCUACGGCAUCCUCAUGGACUGCUGCUGCCGCGCACACCGCCUCGAUCUGGUGUUCGCUUUCUUCGGCCGUCUCCUCAGGACGGGACUUAAGGCAGGCGUCAUUCAAGUUUGCACUCUUCUCAAGGGCCUCUGCCGCGCAAAGCGGGCUGAUGAGGCUCUCGACGUGCUGCUUCACAGGAUGCCUGAGCUGGGCUGCACCCCCAACGUGGUGGCAUAUACCACGGUCAUCCACGGCUUCUUUAAGGAAGGCCAAGUAGGCAAGGCAUGCAAUCUGUUCCAUGGAAUGGCGCAGCAGGGCGUUGCGCCUAAUUUGGUGACAUAUAACUCGGUUAUUGAUGCGUUGUGCAAGGCCAAAGCAAUGGACAAGGCAGAGUAUUUCCUUGGUCAGAUGGUUGAUGAUGGUGUCGUACCUGAUAAUGUGACAUAUAAUAGCCUCAUCCAUGGAUAUUCCUCUUCAGGCCACUGGAAGGAGGCAGUUAGGGUAUUCAAAGAGAUGACAAGUCGGAGGGUUACAGCAGAUGUGCAUACUUACAACAUGUUUAUGACCUUUCUUUGCAAACAUGGAAGAAGCAAAGAAGCUGCAGGAAUUUUUGAUACCAUGGCUAUCAAGGGCCUGAAACCUGACAACGUUUCAUAUGCUAUUCUCCUUCAUGGGUAUGCCACCGAAGGAUGCUUAGUUGAUAUGAUUAAUCUCUUCAAUUCAAUGGAAAGAGAUUGUAUUCUACCUGACUGUCGUAUCUUCAACAUACUGAUUAAUGCAUAUGCUAAAUCUGGGAAGCUUGAUAAGGCUAUGCUUAUCUUCAAUGAAAUGCAGAAACAAGGAGCGAGUCCAGAUGCAGUCACGUAUUCAACUGUAAUAGAUGCAUUUUGCAAAAAGGGUCAGUUGGACGAUGCUAUGAUAAAGUUUAAUCAGAUGAUUGAUACAGGAGUACCACAGGGCACAGCUGUUUAUGGUUCUCUAAUCCAGGGUUUUUGUACACACGGCGAUUUGGUGAAAGCAAAGGAAUUGGUUACUGAAAUGAUGAACAAAGGUAUACCUCCUCCUGAUAUUAAGUUCUUCCAUUCAAUCAUGCAGAACCUUUGCACAGAAGGAAGGGUAAUAGAAGCACGGGAUGUCCUUGGCUUGAUAGCGCACAUAGGUAUGAAGCCUAAUGUUUGCACAUUUAAUAUACUGGGCGGUGGAUAUUGCCUAGUCGGCAAGAUGGAGGAUGCCUCAAAAAUAUUUGAUGAUAUGAUGUCAUAUGGCUUAGAACCUUCUAAUAUUACGUAUGGUAUACUUAUUAAUGGCUAUUGCAAAAACGAAAGGAUUAACGAUGGGUUGAUUCUGUUCAAAGAAAUGUUGCGCAAGGGACUUAAACCUACAACUUUUAAUUACAACGUCAUACUGGAUGGAUUAUUUCUAACUGGACGAACUGUUGCUGCAAAGGAAAAGUUUGAUGAGAUGGUUGAAUCUGGAGUAAGUGUGUGCAUUGAUACAUAUUCGAUAGUUCUUGGUGGACUUUGUAGAAAUAAUUGUAGCGGCGAAGCAAUCAUGCUAUUCCAGAAAUUAAGCACAAUGGAUGUGAAAUUCAAUAUUACAAUUGUCAAUAUAAUGAUUGAUGCCUUCUACAGGGUUCAGCGAAACCAAGAAGCCAAGGAUUUGUUUGCUGCAGUAUCAGCCAAUGGUUUGGUAGGGAAAGGGAAAUAUAGAGAACACAUAGGAUUGCUCCCUGCAAAGUAUCGGUUUCGUGAAGAAGCAGCCACAGUUGUGUAGUUUGAUACAUGGUAAACUUUAGUUCUCCUAGGCCUGCCAAAGUAUCCUUCUGCUUGUACAACAAAUGCAUUUCCUAUAUGUAAGAAGAAAUUCAGUAUAGAAGAAGCUAUCAGGAUGACGCAAGGAGUACAAAUCAAACGUGCCCAGAACAGAAGACAGACCUAGACCUACCAAAACAAAGCUGAAUCCAAAUUUUAACAGAAGAAGCAGCAAAAAACUGAAGAUGUGCAGUAUGCUAGCCAAACACCUACGGGAGAGCGACAGGUGGUCGAGCCGUUCACUCCUGCCAGUAUCCAUGGCUUGGCCUCGCAUGGAAUCGAGUCAACCAGUCCCUGGCGGUUUCAGGUGGCUCCACUGAAGAUGCUUUCAUUUCUCUGAAAUUUACUGCAAAACUGUUUUUUUUUUUCGUUCUCGGCAACUUUGAAUUUCAGAGACAUAAAUGUACCAAGCAUUACAAGGAACAACAUGAGCAGGGGAGAAGAAAGGACAUGUGUACAGAGAGCCUUACACGUAUGUGCUGGAGACACAGCAUUGCAGUCUGCACAAGUCUGCAUCUUUUGUGCUUGUGCAGUAUUUUUUGCACAUGUUCUCUGGAUACAGUUGCAGCAGUGUUAAGGGUGAUUUUUUUUUUGUGUAACCUGGCAUAAAUUAUGAGGUGUAGUGGUUAUGUUUAGAGCAUGGCUCCAAUUCUUCUUCUAGAUGCA
Molecule: messenger RNA, 2886 nt
Organism: Triticum aestivum (bread wheat)
Lineage: Eukaryota; Viridiplantae; Streptophyta; Magnoliopsida; Poales; Poaceae
Product: protein Rf1, mitochondrial
Exons: 2
Coding region: 62-2182 (706 amino acids)
Biological process (GO): mitochondria-nucleus signaling pathway; chloroplast-nucleus signaling pathway
Cellular component (GO): chloroplast
Molecular function (GO): mRNA binding; protein binding
Source: RefSeq, a predicted model, not a curated record